This is a messenger RNA of Dendroctonus ponderosae (mountain pine beetle), 1228 nucleotides long. Its product is annotated as cuticle protein 18.7. The transcript has 5 exons. Lineage: Eukaryota; Metazoa; Arthropoda; Insecta; Coleoptera; Curculionidae. Bases 89 to 922 code for a protein of 277 amino acids. The record is from RefSeq and is a predicted model, not a curated record.
AUAUACCAGGCGUGGCUGCAUUAUCAGCCAACAGUACCAACUCAACAGUCCUAUAGUGAAUAGGAGGUAGAGUUUAUCUAGUGCAAUCAUGAAAUUUUUGGUGUUUUUGUCCAGUGCCUUAGCUGUGGCAUCAGCUGUGUAUUUAGGACCACAACACAUUCCAGUCAUCGGGCCAAAUGGGGUUCCCAUAGAACCGCAGGAAGUUCAAGCUGCACGUGCCCAACACUUGGCAGCUUUGGUUUCUGCCCAUGGAGGACUAUCCUCAGCCGGAGCUUACUAUGCCCCCUCAGUGCCGUUUACCGCCUUCUCCGUACCAAAUCUGGGUCAGAACGCUCUGCCUCAGGACACUCCUGAAGUGGCUAACGCCAAAUUGCAACACUUCCAAAACUUUGCCAUUGCUGCUCAAAGAAAUGGGGUGCAAGUUCCUCUGAUUUCAUCUCCCCUGAUAUCCCUCGGCGGCCUAAAUCCUAUGGAAACUCCAGAGGUGCAACUGGCCAAAGCUGCCCAUUUCCAAGCCCAUGCUGAAGCUGCUGCUCGAGCUGGUCAAGCCUCACUUUACGGCCAUUCUCGAAAACGUCGUGCCAUUUACGGAGGUUUUCAUAUUCCAGUGAUUGGACCCAAUGGAGUUCCAGUGGAAACUCCGGAAGUUCAAGCAGCUAAAGCUAAUCAUUUGGCCGCUCUAACUGCCGCUAGUUCCAGGGGUGGAUAUUCCGGAUAUAAUGACGGCUCCUAUUCUGGUGCUUUCAAUCCCGCUGCUUUUGCUGAGCCCAACCGUCGCUACUUCGGACCACAAGCCACUAUUGGACCUAAUGGACAACCAGUGGAGACUCCUGAAGUACAAGCAGCGACAGCUUUCCACCUUGCUGCUCAUGCUGCGGUAAGAUCAGGAGCCCACCUUGGUCUUCCAGGACAUUACUAUUAGAGUGCUUAAUGGAUUUGAUUCGUAAAAAGUUUUUUGGAAUGAUAAUUAAAUUGUAUUUACUAUUGUAAAGCAAAAUUGCUGUUGUGUAAAUAUGCUUUCAAUGGGCUAAAUUUACGCUGCAAUUUAGUAGAAAUAUGUUUUAGAUAUUUUUGAAGCUUCGCGUGGAAAAUGAGGCCACCGAAAUAGUUUAGUCACCAGACUAGACGUGGUUCUCAUUAUUUGUGUUACCUUUGUAUAUUUUUGUAAUUAGUUGUAAUUAAAACUAAGUAGCUCAAUGGAUAUCGUGCAAUAAAUGUACAUCAGAAA